AUGGCUCCAAGCCUAACAAAGAAUGCCCUAGACGUAAUGGGCCUUGCAGUGGAUGACACAUCAUCACAACUCCCAAUAACUCUCCAUGGAUCCAACCUUCUCGCUAAUGGCCACCCAAUCCUCACUGAAGUCCCUCUCAGCGUCACAGCAACCCUGUCACCUUUUAACAAGACCAAGCCCUCUGGCUGCUUCCUGGGAUUCGACGCGGACGAGCCCAAGAGCCGCCACGUGGUACACAUCGGAAAACUCAUCGGCAUCAGGUUCAUGAGCAUAUUCCGGUUCAAGGUCUGGUGGUCCACCCACUGGACAGGAACCACCGGAAACGACGUGGAGCACGAGACCCAGAUGAUGCUCUUGGACAAAAACGACUCCGGGCGACCCUACGUUGUGAUUCUUCCACUCCUGGAAGGACCCUUCAGAGCCUCUCUCCAACCGAGUCAUGCAAACGACGACUAUGUGGACAUGUGCGUGGAAAGCGGCUCGAAACGUGUCAGCGGCUCGAGCUUUAGAAGCUGCUUGUACAUGCACGUCGGCGAUGACCCUUAUAGUUUGGUCCACGAGUCAAUGAAGGUGGUGAGGGCCCACUUGGGGACGUUCAAGCUCCUAGAGGAGAAAGAUGUACCAAAAAUAGUUGACAAGCUUGGGUGGUGUACAUGGGAUGCGUUCUAUCUUAUGGUGCACCCCAGAGGGGUGUGGGAAGGUGUGAAGGGCCUAGUGGAAGGUGGGUGCCCUCCAGGACUAGUCCUCAUCGACGACGGAUGGCAAUCGGUCUGCCACGACGAGGACCCGGUGGAGGGGCAAGAAAGCAUGACCAGGAUAUCAGCCGGGGAACAAAUGCCAGGCAGGCUGAUUAGUUUUCAUGAGAAUUAUAAGUUUAAGGACUAUGAGGGUGCGUCUAGCAAGGGCAUGGGUGGCUUUAUAAAGGAUUUGAAGGAGGAGUUUGGGAGUGUGGAGCAUGUGUAUGUGUGGCAUGCGCUUUGUGGAUAUUGGGGUGGGAUUAGGCCAAGGACUAAUAGUCCAGGGAUGCCUGAAGAGUGCAGGGUGAUUAAUCCUAAGUUGUCUCCGGGAUUGGAGAGGGCAAUGGAGGACAUGGCGGUGGACAAAAUUGUGAGGAAUGGAGUAGGGUUGGUUCUGCCGGAGGUGGCGCACAAGUUGUAUGAGGGGAUGCACUCUUAUCUUCAGUCGGCGGGGAUCGAUGGUGUUAAGGUUGAUGUCAUACACUUGCUUGAGAUGUUAUGCGAGGAUUUUGGGGGUCGGGUUGAGCUGGCGAAAGCCUACUACAAGGCACUGACUGCUUCCAUGAGGAAGCAUUUCAAUGGCAAUGGGGUGAUUGCUAGCAUGCAGCACUGCAAUGACUUUAUGUACCUCGGAACCGAGGCCAUAGCCCUUGGACGUGUUGGAGAUGAUUUUUGGUCUGAGACGACAGCGGAAGCAGAUGGAACAUAUUGGCUGCAAGGGUGUCACAUGGUGCACUGCGCCUACAAUAGCCUUUGGAUGGGCAACAUCAUACAGCCAGAUUGGGACAUGUUUCAGUCUACUCACCCUUGUGCUGAAUUCCAUGCUGCAUCAAGAGCUAUAUCCGGAGGACCAAUCUACAUUAGUGACUCUGUCGGAAAGCACAACUUCAAGCUUCUUAAGAGCAUGGUGCUGCCUGAUGGGUCCGUACUGCGAUGUCAACACUAUGCCCUUCCUGCUGGGGAUUGCCUAUUUGAAGACCCUUUGCAUGAUGGCAAAACAAUGCUCAAAAUAUGGAACCUCAACAAAUGUACUGGAGUUUUGGGUGCUUUUAAUUGUCAAGGCGGAGGAUGGUGCUCGAAAUCCAGGCGGAACAAAAUUUUCCCCGACUGCUCGAAGUCUGUGACUUGUUUUGCUAGUCCAAAAGACGUGGAAUGGAAUCAAGGGAAGAACCCCAUUUCAGUACAAGGAGUGACCAUAUUUGCUGUGUACACGUUCCAGCAGAACAAGCUGAAGCUCUUGAAGCCAUCAGAGAAGGUAGAGAUUCCACUUGAGCCUUUUAGUUUUGAGCUCCUCACUGUUUCUCCGGUGAGGGUCUUGCGGAAGAAACUGAUCCAAUUUGCUCCGAUUGGAUUGGUCAACAUGCUCAACACUGGCGGUGCAAUUGAUUCAGUAGAAGUUGAGGAGCAGGAGGGGAACCCUAGUUUGGUGAGAAUUGGAGUGAUGGGUUGUGGAGAAAUGAGAAUGUUUGCUUCAGAAAGGCCAACUGCUUGUGAGAUCGAUGGAGAUGGAGUGAAGUUUGAUUAUUUUGAUAAGAUGGUCAGAGUCCAAGUGCCAUGGCUUACUUCUUCAAGAUCAGUUCUAGUUGACUACUUGUUUUGA
This is a messenger RNA of Malus domestica (apple), 2337 nucleotides long. Its product is annotated as galactinol--sucrose galactosyltransferase-like. NCBI's taxonomy places the organism in Eukaryota, Viridiplantae, Streptophyta, Magnoliopsida, Rosales, Rosaceae. The record is from RefSeq and is a predicted model, not a curated record. Gene Ontology annotation, molecular function: galactinol-sucrose galactosyltransferase activity.